GUUCCGGUGGCUUGACUGGCGGGCGGCGCGCGGGUCUUCUCCAGUGCCCGGUUCGGUUCGGCGGAGUUAUGGAGGAUCUCGUGCUCGACAGCGACAGAGUGGAAGCCUGGCUAGACGAUCACGCGCACUUCGCGCACCACUACUUCGUCCGCAAGGCGAGCAGGGAGAUGGUAAAUGCCUGGUUCGCUGAGCGCUGUCAUUCUAUCCAGACCUCGUCUAGAGAGGGGUCGCGACCCCUGGCGGAACUCUGUCCCUUGCUGCCUGACCUUUCACCCUCCCCAAGCCCCGCCCCCUCCACGCCCACACGCAAGAUCUCCGCCUCCGAGUUCGACCGCCCGCUCCGGCCAAUCGUAGUGAAGGACGCCGAGGGAGCGCUCACCUUCCUGAGCGACUCUGAGCACGUGCAGAUGCCCCUCCGCACCGCCACCGCCCGGCCUGAAGAGGGCGCCGCAGGCGGCGGCGGCGGCGGCGGCGUUGCCGGCGGCGACCGUUGCUCGCGGCUGCUGGAGCUGGUGCGUGACGUGACGAGCCACCUGGACGUCCCCGCGCUGUGCCACCGCAUCUUCCUGCACAUCCACCAGCUGAUCGCCGCCGACCGCUACUCGCUCUUCCUGGUGUGCCAGGACGCCUCCAGCAGCAGGUUCCUCGUGAGCCGCCUCUUCGACGUGGCCGAGGGCUCCACCCUGGAGCAGGCCUCCAGCAGCACCAUACGCCUGCCCUGGAGCAAAGGCAUCGUGGGACACGUCGCCGCCACGGGGGAGCCCCUCAACAUCAGGGACGCCUACCAGGACCCCAGAUUCAAUGCAGAGGUGGACCAGAUCACUGGAUACAAGACCCAGAGUAUCCUGUGUAUGCCCAUCAAGAACCAUAGAGAUGAGGUAGUGGGCGUGGCUCAGGCCAUCAAUAAGAAGUGUGGAGAGAACAGCGCCUUCACCGAGCAGGACGAGAAGGACUUCUCCGCCUACUUGGCCUUCUCAGGAAUCGUGUUACACAACGCACAGCUGUACGAGACCUCCCAGCUGGAGAACAGGCGCAACCAGGUCCUGUUAGACCUGGCCAGUGUGAUCUUUGAGGAGCAGCAGUGUCUGGAGGUUCUGCUGAGGAAGAUCGCCGGCACCAUCCUCUCCUUCAUGCAGGCUCAGAGCUGCACCAUCUUCAUCACAGAUGCAGACAAUAUGAAUUCCUUUUCCAGUGUGUUCUACAUGGACUGUGAGGAACUCCAAGGAGCAGUGGAAUUCACCAACAGAGAGCACGACGCCAGUAAGAUCAACUACAUGUAUGCCCAGUAUGUGAAGAACACCGUGGAGCCUCUGAACAUCUCAGACGCCACAAGAGACCAGCGCUUCACCUGGACCAGUGAUGACCCUGAGUCCUCCUGCAGACAGAUCCAGAGUUUGCUCUGCGCCCCCAUACGCAACGGCAAGAAGGACAAAGUCAUAGGUGUGUGCCAGCUGGUGAAUAAGACGGACGAGGCGUCGGGAGAGGUGCGGGCGUUCAACCGUAACGAUGAGCAGUUCCUGGAGGCUUUCGCCAUCUUCUGCGGCCUCGGCAUCCAGAACACUCAGAUGUACGAGACCGUGGAGAGAGCUAUGGCCAAGCAGGCCGUCACACUAGAGGUCCUGUCCUAUCAUGCUUCUGCAGCAGAGGAGGAGUCAAGGGCUCUCCAGGUAACUGCGGCGGUCACCAUCCCCUCUGCCCAGUCCCUGCGUCUGAUGGACUUCAGCUUCAGUGAUUUCGAGCUGUCUGACCACGAGACCACGCAAGCCGCCAUGCGCAUGUUCGUCGACCUCAAACUGGUGCAGAACUUCCAGAUCAAAUACACGGAUCUGUGUCAGUGGGUUCUGAGUGUGAAGAAGAACUACAGGAAGAACGUGGCCUACCACAACUGGAGACACGCCCUGAAUACGGCCCAGUGCAUGUUCGCCGUGCUGCGCUCUGGGAAACUACAGAAUAAGAUGAGUGAGCUGGAGAUCUUGGCCCUGAUGAUUGCGACUCUCAGCCACGACCUGGACCACCGAGGGGUCAACAACUCCUACAUCAAGAGGAGUGAGCACCCUCUUGCUCAGCUGUACUGCCACUCCACUAUGGAGCAUCACCACUUUGACCAGUGCCUCAUGAUCCUCAAUAGCCCCGGUAGCCAGGUGUUGAGUGGGCUGUCUCUGGACGAGUAUAAGGUCACUCUGAAGAUGAUUGAGAAGGCCAUCCUGGCCACUGACCUGGCGCUCUACAUGAAGAAGCGGGGGGAGUUCUUUGAUCUGGCCCACAGCAACGAGUUUGAGUGGGAGGAUGGCUACCACAGGGAGCUGCUCAGGUCCAUGUUGAUGACCGCGUGUGACAUCUCUGCCAUCACCAAACCCUGGCCAGUGCAGAAGAAGAUAGCGGAGCUGGUGGCCACAGAGUUCUUUGAGCAAGGAGACAAGGAGAGGAGAGAGCUGAACAUUGAGCCGAUCGACCUGAUGAACCGAGAGAAGCGUGAUCAGAUCCCCAGCAUGCAGGUCUCCUUCAUCGACGGCAUCUGCACUCAGCUCUACGAGACGCUGUCGGGCCUGUCUGAGGACUGUCUCCCCCUGCUGGAGGGCUGCAGGAAGAACAGGCAGAACUGGCAGCUGUUGGCCGAGCAGGGCGACGAGGCUGACCUCCUCAACGGCUCGCUGUGACACGCGUCACUCAGAGGAUGUUCCGUUACCCCACAUUCCACAGGGGGUGUUCCGUUACCCCACAUUCCACAGGGGGUGUUCCGUUACCCCACAUUCCACAGGGGGUGUUCCGUUACCCCACAUUCCACAGGGGGUGUUCCUAUUCCCUUGUCCAUGUUCCAAGGGCAUGUUCAUCAUGGUCCAACUCCACAUGUUCACGUUCCUUAGUCCUUCCUUGGGCAUAUUCACCUCCCUCCAGCAGUGCACCCAUGAACAUUUCCCUCUCGAACGUGCCCCUUCCCUCCAGCAGUGCACCCAUGAACUCUUCCCUCUCGAACGUGCCCCUUCCCUCCAGCAGUGCACCCAUGAACUCUUCCCUCUCGAACGUGCCCCUUCCCUCCAGCAGUGCACCCAUGAACUCUUCCCUCUCGAACGUGCACCUUCCCUCCAGCAGUGCACCCAUGAACUCUUCCCUCUCGAACGUGCCCCUUCCCUCCACCCCAACCCCUCAUAGAGGUGGCAUUGACACUAAGCUUUAUUUAUUGCCAUAGUUUUAUAGUUUUAUUUUUUAAACUGUAAGUUUGUGUAGUUCACUUUCACAGGUAGCUGACAGGGAAGUUAUUUAUACAUUUCAGAAUGUUUACACACACACACACACACACACACAUAGCACCGUAUACACUGUAGCAGCUAGGAGCUCCUCAGAGAGCAUGACCACACACACAUCUGUGUGUGUGUUAACAUUCUACACACAGCUUUGUGUGUGUAUGUUAGAAUACACUAUAGCAGGUAGGUACACCCUAGUGUGCAUGUCCACUCACAUCUGAGUGUGUUGGUGUGUGUGUGUGUUAACACCGGUCUACACACACACAUCUGAGUGUGUUGGUGUGUGUGUGUUAACACUGGUCUACACACACACAUCUUAGUGUGUUGGUGUGUGUGUGUUAACACCGGUCUACACACACACACACGCCUGUGUGUUUGUAUCUUAGUCAACACUUUUCAUGAGAGAGACUGUUUUGUUUGUCACUUUAUUGUGCCACACACAUCUUAUAUUGACGUUUAUUAUCUAUAAAACACACGACGGCGCCUUCCAGAAGAGAACAUGUGGAAACACCUUUGCUACAUUCAGCCCAAUCUGGAGCAGAUUACAGAUUAGAGAAUCACAUCUGAAUACGGACCAUAAUCUGGAGCAGAUUAGAGAAGCACAUCUGAAUACGGACCAUAAAUCUGGAGCAGAUUAGAGAUUAGCCAUGUCAAUCACAGCGAAAACCAGACGUGUGAGAGUGUGUGUGUGUGUGCGCUCCGUCUCUGGUGAGGCAUGAAACAGUUCACAGGUCGGCCGCUCUUUUACACUCGCCUCUCAGCAGGUGUUGCCUAUUCAGCCACUGUGUGUGUGUGUGUGUGUGUGUGUGUGUGUACUUGCACAGGCGGGGGAUGUUAAAGUGUGUUCCUAUUCACACACACACAGGCGCGCGCGGGCAGCUGUUUGAUGUCCUUGAAUGAGAGCUGAGCGCGUAGCAGCCAGUAGGCAGACACCAGCGCAACCAGCUCUCAAUGCCAACGCCAUUAUUCCUUUAUUCAGUCAGUUUAUUCAGUGCCAAUGUGUGUGUGUGUGUGUGAGAGAGAGACAGAACAUUAGAAUACUAUUUCUGAAGCCAUGACAGCUGUAGGGCAAAAUUUGAAUACUUUUUGUGUAUGUGUGUGUGUGUGUGUGACAGCUGUCAGGCAAAUGGACAAGGACCAAAACUGAAGCACGUCUAUUUUUCACAUACAAUCGAGGGAACAGAGCCCACAGAAACCUUCUGAUUGUCUUAAAUACACCCACACACACACACACACAUAGAGACACACACACUCUGGCAAACGCCUCUUUUCCAGACAGUAGAGAUCUAGACCAAACCAGUGCGGUGUCCCAAGCGGUUCUACGGCAGACCAAGGAGGGUUCUGAACAGGAUCCGCACCCAAGAGGGGUUCCCCUCAGGCUGAUGUUCUGCAUGUUCUCCUGAUGGGGUUCCCCUCAGGCUGAUGUUCUGCAUGUUCUCCUGAUGGGGUUCCCCUCAGGCUGAUGUUCUGCAUUUUCUCCUGGUGGGUUCCCCUCAGGCUGAUGUUCUGCAUGUUCUCUUGGUGGGGUUCCCUCAGGCAUGUUCUCCUGGUGGGUUCCCCUCAGGCUGAUGUUCUACAUGUUCUCCUGGAAGCGUCGUGUCUUUAGGAGCUGCUGCACUUUGUAGAGGACGUCUCUAGGGUUGCCAUUUUGUACUGAACUUUUCCAGAGCCUUUAUUUAUGAACUUGUGUCAAACUUGUUUUUUUCUCUUUUUAAAUAUACAAAAAUACAG
Sardina pilchardus (European sardine) is the source of this 4973-nucleotide messenger RNA. RefSeq names its product phosphodiesterase 5A, cGMP-specific, b (gene pde5ab). The record is from RefSeq and is a predicted model, not a curated record. Gene Ontology annotation, biological process: signal transduction. Bases 69 to 2657 code for a protein of 862 amino acids. The transcript is spliced from 22 exons. NCBI's taxonomy places the organism in Eukaryota, Metazoa, Chordata, Actinopteri, Clupeiformes, Clupeidae. Gene Ontology annotation, molecular function: 3',5'-cyclic-GMP phosphodiesterase activity; protein binding.